ACCUUGGAGCGCAGCGGGGCGGGGUCUCUGUCAAACCUGUUGUGCGUCUCUCCGCGCGGACUGUGCGGAUCCGGGUGUCUGCUGGGGUCUUUUGGAAGUUUCUCGGGCUACUCUGACGCUGGGAGGACGGCACAGCAGCCUGGCGAGCUCAGAACAUCCUCCUGAUGAAGAAGGUUCCUCUUCCUCACAGCUCAGUUUCUACAUCACAGCAGCAGGUUGCCUCAACAGGUAAAGAGGAGCUGCCAUGUUGGCCUCCUCCAUCCCCCCGUCACUCCUCCUCCUCCUCCUCCACAUCCUCUCCCCUUUCUCCCAACCUGUGGAUGCCUCGAUACACGUGGAGUUGAAGGGCGCCCCCCUGUCGCACCUGCUCCUGGAUCCUGGAGCAGGACAUAUUUAUGUGGGCGGGGUCAAUAAUCUGUACCAGCUGACCACUGACCUCGAGGUGUUGUCGCACGUAAAGACCGGCCCUUACCGGGACUCUCCAGAGUGCCUCCCACCAAUCGUGCUUCAGGAAUGCCCAUCAGCCAAGGACACUGACAACUACAACAAAUUGCUGCUGAUGGAGACAGGGCAGGGGGCGGAGCCAGGGAGUCUGAUAGUUUGUGGAUCACUGUUCCAGGGAAUCUGUGAAAAGAGGAGUCUGUCCAACAUUUCUCAGCUCAUCUAUCAGACGUCCAAUCCCGUUGACACUCAGUACGUCGCAGCCAACGCUCCAGGUGUCUCCACUGUUGCCGUGGUAAUUACCACGAAAAAUAAGCAGGAAGGGGGCGGGGAUGGUGACGUGCUGCGUCUGAUGCUGGUUGGUCGAAGCUACACUAGCAAAGGCCCUGGUGAUAUCCCACCAAUCACGACACGGUGGCUGUUUCCAGUGGUUCCACCCCGCAGAGCAUUCUCUCAGGAGGAGGAGCUUGGAAAACUUGUUGUAGGAAGUUACUCCGAUUACAACAACCACUUUGUGAAGGCUGUUGUCCAUGGCAACCAUGUCUACUUCCUGUUCUCACGGCGGCACAAGAAGGAGUACCGGACUUACGCCUCCCGGCUCUGCAUCUCUGAUCGUAGCUUCUACUCAUACGUUGAGGUGCCGCUGCUGUGCCAGGGCGGGUAUAACCUGGCACAGGGUGCAUGGUUAGGUAACCACUCAGGUGAACCUCACCUGUUUGUCGUCAUGGCAGCGGGGCAGGCGUCCACGCCCGUAGCAACAAAUCGUUCAGCUCUCUGCGUUUAUGGCAUGGCGGAGUUGGACACAAUGUUGCGGAGAGCACAGGAAGUGUGUUACACAGAGGGAGGACAAGGCAGCGGUGGAAAAGAGGAGGCCUACAUCGAGUACGGCGUGUCAUCAAAAUGUCUCAAACUGCCAAAGGACUCUCUCUCAGAGUACCCCUGUGGAGGGGAACACACCCCCAACCCCAUCGCUAGCGCCGUGCCCCUCAAAGCCACGCCCAUUGUCAACUCCACCAUACAGCUGACCGCUGUCACCACAGCAACAGAGGCGGGACACACCAUCGCUUUCCUGGGAGACAGAAAAGGACAACUGCAAAAGGUGUUGGUGAUCUCCAAUCAGUCAGGCCAUCUGUAUGGCAGCGAGUUGGUGGACAGUGGCAGUGCCGUCAGCGCUGAUCUCCUAUUGGAUGAGAACCAGGAGCAUGUUUAUGUUUUAACAAACAGCAUGCUGUCGAAGGUUCCUGUGUCGUCCUGUGAGAAACAGACAGACUGUCGCUCCUGUCUCGCUGUCCGAGACCCGUACUGUGGCUGGUGUGUCCUGGAGGGAAGAUGUUCCCGGAAACAUCAGUGUCAGCGUCACCUGCAGCCCAACCACUGGCUCUGGAGCUUUGAACCAACCAGUCAGUGCGUGACAGUGCAGAGCCUGCAGCCGGCCAAUCACAGCAAAGAAGAGCAGACGCAGGUAACGCUGUCGGUCCCCCAGCUUCCCGCCCUCGCAGAGGAGGAGUCUCUGUCCUGCAUCUUCGGGCUCCUCCCACCUCAGCCUGCCAUUGUCAUGGGAAACAGCAUCACCUGCCAAUCCCUGCCCCGGAGCACCUCCCACCACUGCCCACAGGAAGCGGUGAAUCACAUGAUCCUGCCAGUGUCACUCAUGUUUGGUCAUGUGACCGUCACAACGGGCAAUAUGACCUUCUAUGACUGUAUGGCUGUAAGCCGACUGAACCAGAGUUCCCAGUGUUUGGCGUGUGUCAGCAGUGUGUGGCGCUGUAACUGGUGUCCUCUGGAUCAGCUCUGCACUCACAACCACAGCUGUCCAAACCAGCACAUCAUCCUCAACCACAGAGACUCUCCUGGUCCUACUUCCUGUCCGCUAGUCUACGCUCUCCAGAGCUCUGCUUUAGUUCCCAUGGGCCUGAGCGCCACAGUGGUGCUGCGGGGACGAAACCUGGACGUCUACACUGAUGAAGCUCCAUAUGUGUGUGUUGUUGAAAUCGAAGGAUCUCGGAUUAAUCUGACAGCUUCUGUGGAGAAAAUGCACGACAACACGCACACUUUCACCUGCAGGCAGCAUCAAUUUCAACAUCCAGUCAGUCAACUUCAGUAUUCUGCUCCUGUCUACCUGCGUAGAGGGGAACGACGCAUUGAUGCCUCACCUGGACUCCGACUCCAGCUGUAUGACUGCUCAGCUGGCCAAUCAGAUUGCUCACAGUGCCGGGCGGUGCCUAAAGAGUACGGCUGUGUGUGGUGUCCUGGAAGCCCAGCCCCGAGCUGUGUGUACAACCGAACCUGCUCCAGUGAACCUGCAGACACCUGCCCGCCUCCUCAGAUCACAAAGGUGGAACCUGCCUCCGGUCCUCUAGAGGGCGGCAUUCUGGUGACGAUCACAGGAUCGAACCUGGGCAUGAAGUAUGAAGAUGUGGUGGGCGGAGUCACUGUGGCGGGUAUUCAAUGUUUGCCUCAGUCUAAAGGUUACAAGAUCUCCACCAGGGUUGUGUGUGAGCUGCAGCCUAGUGGGAAGCAGAAAGAAGGGCCCAUCUUGGUUACUGUGGGAACAACUCGUGGGAGGUCAACAAAGAUGUUCACCUAUCAGGAUCCUCGUCUCCAGGAUCUGGUUCCUAAUAAAGGUCCCGUCUCCGGAGGAACCAGGCUGACCAUCAAGGGACGACAGCUGCUGACCGGGCAGACGUCUGACCUGAGCGCCUUCCUGGGCACCCAGCCCUGCUACAUAGUUGAAGAGGUGAAUGACACGCAGCUGGUGUGUCAGACUGGUUCCAGCAAUCGCACGGGUCUCGUCCCAGUUCGGGUUCUGUUUGGUAAAGCCGAGCGGACUAUUCCAAACAUUACCUUCCAUUACCUCGAAGACCCCGUCAUCACCAACGCCAUACCUGCCGAGAGCUUCUACGCGGGUGGGCGUGUCAUACGGGUGGAGGGCAGGAACCUGGAUGUGGUGCAGCAGCCAAUCAUAUCUGUGUGGGUGGAGCCUCUAGAGAUACAAAGGGUGAAACGGAAGAAACGACUGGCUCUUCUCACCUCCAAGCAGCAGCUCGUCUUUAACAGCACAAUGACAACGGUAUCAGAGCGCUGCUCCAUCCUGUCGUCCUCUCAGAUGACUUGCCCGACCCCCAGAGUGAACCCAGAGGUCAAAGUUAAGGGCGUCUGGUUUCAGCUUGAUAACGUCAGAGUCCACUAUGAGAGCAUCAAGGGUAAAAGCUUCACUUAUUAUCCAAACCCGGUUUUAUUUCCAAUCAACCGAGAAAAUCUAGAUGUGCCAUUCCGUUUCAAACCUGGAGGAGUGAUCGCUGUGGAGGGCCAGGACCUGACCAGAGCCAUGUCCAAAGAGGAAGUGAAGGCUUGGCUUGGAGAUCAGGAGUGUGACGUGAAAACUCUGGACAGUACUCAUCUGUACUGUGACCCUCCAGAGGUCCAACCACUCAGUGUGGAUGACAGCAAUGAACUUCCUAGCCUCAAGGUUUUCAUGGGAAACCUGCAAGUGGACCUGGGAUUGGUUCAGUACGACAGCAACUCUCUGCUGCCUGCUGUCCCAUUGGCUGCUCAGAUCGGUUUGGGGGCGGGAGCAGCUGUCAUCAUCCUGUCAGUGUUGGUCAUCAUCCUCAUGUACAGGAGGAAAAGUAAACAGGCUCUCCGAGAUUAUAAAAAGGUUUUACUGCAGUUAGAAACUCUGGAGAUCAACGUGGGAGAUCAGUGCCGCAAAGAGUUCACUGACCUGAUGACAGAGAUGAUGGAUCUGAGCAGUGAUGUGGGAGGACCAGGAGUCCCCCUCUUGGACUACAGGAUCUAUGCAGAGAGAGUUUUCUUCCCUGGCCAGCAGACGGCGCCACUGAGUCGUCAGCUAGAUCUGCCUGAGUCGAGGAGGCAGACUGUGGAGCAGGGCCUGCAGCAGCUCAACAACCUGCUCAAUAACAGACUCUUCCUCACCAGGUUCAUCCACACUUUGGAGGCCCAGCAGGGUUUCUCCCAGCGAGAUCGUGGCUAUGUGGCCAGCCUGCUCACCAUGGCUCUGCACGACAAACUGGAAUACUUCACCGAAGUCAUGAAGAGUCUGCUGCAGGACCUGGUGCAGCAGUAUGUUGCCAAAAACCCCAAACUCAUGCUGCGCCGGACAGAGACGGUUGUUGAGAAGAUGUUGACCAACUGGAUGUCUAUCUGCCUCUAUUCCUUUCUGAAGGAGGUGGCGGGAGAGCCUCUCUACAUGCUCUACAGAGCCAUAAAGUAUCAGGUGGACAAAGGGCCGGUGGAUGCUGUGACGGGAAAAGCCAAACGAACGCUUAACGACAGUCACCUGCUGCGGGAGGACAUUGAAUAUUGCUCAGUGACUCUGACAGUGCUGGUGAAAAACGGAGUCGAAGUUCAGCCAUGUCCUGUUAAAGUGCUCGACACCGACACGAUCACACAGGUAAAAGAUAAGAUCCUGGAUCAGGUCUACAGAGGAGCUCCAUUCUCUCAGAGACCAUCAGCUGACAGUCUUGACCUCGAGUGGCGUUCAGGCCAAGCAGGUCACCUGACCUUGUCGGAUGAUGAUGUCACAGCAGUGGUUCAAGGUCGUUGGAAACGACUCAACACACUGCAGCACUAUAAGGUUCCCGACGGCGCCACAGUCGCUCUCAUCCCUCGUUCUCAAAGUUCAGGUGGAGUGGGAGUCAACCAGGUCUUCCAAACUGGAGAGAAAACGCCGAUGCUGGAGGGUGAGGAGGAGGAGGGUCUGCGUCUAUGGCACCUUGUGAAGAGCAGUGAAGAUCCUGAAAUCCCAAAACACAGAAAGAGCAGUAUGAGGGAGAGAGAGAGAGCCAAGGCCAUCCCAGAGAUUUACCUGACCAGGCUGCUGUCCAUGAAGGGGACAUUGCAAAAGUUUGUGGAUGACGUGUUUGUGGCGAUACUCAGUACAAAGCGUCCUCCUCCAAUCGCCGUGAGGUUUUUCUUCGACUUUUUGGACGACAUGGCUGAGAAACAUGGAAUUGACGACCCAGAGACUGUCCACAUCUGGAAGACCAACAGUCUCCCUCUCAGGUUCUGGGUCAACAUCCUGAAGAACCCUCAGUUCGUUCUGGACGUUCAGGUGACCGACAGCAUCGACGCCGUUCUGUCUGUCAUCGCUCAGACCUUCAUAGACUCUUGCACCACCUCUGAGCACAAAGUGGGACGGGACUCACCUGUAAACAAGCUGCUGUAUGCCAGAGAGAUCCCCAGAUACAAACAGCUGGUGGAAAGGUAUUACAGUGACAUCCACAGUGCUGCAUCAGGCUGUUAUCAAGAGAUGAAUUCCACUCUGACUGAACUUUCUGGGAGUUUUGCAUCAGAAAUGAACAAUCUUGUGGCUCUCCAUGAGCUCUACAAGUACAUCAACAAAUAUUAUGAUCAGAUCAUCAUGUCUCUGGAGGAGGACAGUUCAGGGCAGAAGAUGCAGCUGGCCUAUCGGUUGCAGCAGGUCGCCGCCUUGGUGGAGAACAAGGUCACGGACCUCUGAUGUCCUUUUAUCUUAAAUGAGCAGAGAAGGAUGAUGGAGGAUGGGGAUGAAGAAUCAUAAGAAACAUCUUGACAAAGACUGAAGCAGUGGAAAUGACUGGACUGCUGUGGCACUGUGUCUUCCUGCUGUGUGUGUGUGUGUGUGUGUGUCAGGAUAUAUGAGCUUUUAUAGUCCGACUCAGGAGAUCCCAGGUCUUUAGAUUUCCUCACAGAGCAGCAACAGUGAAACUAAAGUUAAACUAACCUAAACCAAACCUGAAGCCGCAUUACGCCGACUGACACCAGCCUAUGGUGGAGAACGACAAUCUUACCAAUUAGAUCAGGGAAUAUCACCAUCACCUGCUGCCUUGCACUAUGUUUCCCAGAGUUCCCUGCUGUUCUACUGUCUGUGAGUCAAAAAGCACAAGUGAAAUAGUUUCUACUCAGAUUCUCAUGUAUUGAUUAUUGAGCUCCUGGUCGCAGACGUGCUGUUUGUAAGUUUCGCCUUUUCUACUGAAACCAGCAGCUCUGAUGUUGACGAUCUGGGCAGAGUUUUAAGAAGCGCAAUAAAAGAACCAAAAUCAGGGAGCAUUUAAACCACGUUUCAGCGUGACUCCAGUUUCUCAUUAACAGUGACCUGCUGGUCCCAGUCCUUCCAGCCUUCCUCAGUUGCAGGUGUGGGUCCAGACUGCUUCAUCAAUCUGUUUUGUAUGAGUGCUGAAUGUGACCAAGUGAGGAUCUUUGUCAGAGAUGAAAACAAAUUUAAUCCACAUCUUUUUUAAACCGUUGACUCCAAGGAAGGGACUCCAGCGGUACCAGAAUCCAGUGUGACAGUCCUCUCCCAGACUGACCCAGACGAACUUUAGCUUUAAGAAGAGUGAGAGUUUGAAGCUUAGUCUUCAAAGUAGACAGGGUGUCUGCUUCCCAAAGCCAAAGUGGGAGCUGGCUCUACUUCUCUUUCUAUUUUAGGAAACUCUCACUCUAGACAAUCCUUUUGAUUUCACCAGAUGUGUUCCACAGUGUCUCUCCACUCUGAUAUGCUGAAAGGAAAAAGUACUUUUACCACUUACAGAAGUAGUUAUGAAUCAGGUGGGUGUCAUGCAUGCUUAUGCACACCACAACUGCAAACUUCAGCCACAGUCCUCGACCACAUCAGCUGGUAGCUCAGCAUGUUUUUAAAACUGCUUCAUCCUGACCGCAGUUGCUUUGAUGUGCAAGCUGCUUUGCAGCCCAGCUCCACCUUUCAUGGUGCAUCUGACUUCAUCAAAGUGAUAUGUCUUCACUGACAUAUGCUCUGCCCUGUGCUGGGUCUUUAUCUUGCUCUCCCUGCCUAUUGCUGACAUGCAUUGAAGGAUAUGUGCUCUAAUGUCAUUUUAUUUCUAAUUGUUAGAGUUCAUAGAUUAUUUUAAUGUUAUAAAUAAACCCUUUUGAAUUGUCUAUUUAGAAGGGUUCAUAACCGUUUUCCUGUAACUCCAUAAUGAAGCUAAGAAGCAGGUCAUAAUGGCUAUUGUGUGCAAGAAACUGUCUAACAAUUUACUCCUUGAAGGGAACCCUUGAAGCUCUUUUCUGUCAUGUUUCAGUCCAUGUUCCUGUCAGUACUCUUGCUGGAGCAUUUUCGAUGAUUGCAGCUGGAGCUUCUUAGGACUGAAGGAAUUGAACAAAAGUCCAGCUUACGAAUGACUGAUGUCCGUAAUUUAGACAGUAUUGUGCAGGUGAAAGGAGGCAGUGGUGGAGACGGAGACUGGAGUCACACUGAAUGUUCAACUGAAACAUUGAAGUCGAACCUGCUGAAAAAACAAUCUAAAAUCUGUGGGAGGAGUUACAGAGUGUGUGUGUGUGUGUUUGUGUGGUUGUGUCUGUGUGUGUGUUUGUGUAAGCGAGAUAAAGAGAUAAAGAGAUAAAGAGCGGCUGUGUGCUAGCUAGUUACUAACUUAUUGUGUGUACAUACUGUAAGUCCUAUUUAUACUUAUUUAAUCCCAGCUGUGCCUUCACUCUUGCAGCUAGGUGGCGCUGUCUGUUCUGACAGCAGCCUUAUUGAUCAUGUAUCCCCCUGCUAAUUGGGAAAAUAAAUCAGUUUAAAUGCUUAACUUGUAUUGAACAAGGGAAGGAAAAAAAAACAACAACAGCAACUUGCACAAACCCUGACAAUAUGCCAGAAGAACCCACCCCCAACAAACACAAACACAACAGAGUAAAGCCACAAACCCUGAGCACAAACAGCAUGUACCACACUGUGCUCGGCUGCUGUUUCAGGUCACAGAUUGUGGCGAUUGUAGCUUCCUGUUUUUCUCUGCUUGGCGUGUAUGUCCCCCAGCAUUUCCGCUGAGUUGCAACUGUUAAAAAUGUUUUUUAUCAUUAGGUGGACGCAGUGUACUUCAAGAACGAAGCUACGAGUAACUUGAAACACUGGUCCAGGUGUCGUGCCACGGUUGUUACCGGCUGCUGCCACAUCCAUUGUUAUGGUAGCCGUUUGCAUCUACUUUAGAUCUGCAGAACUACACAUGACAGGUGUUAGUUUACAGCUCUGAUAUCAGAUCUGCCCGAAUCUAAAGAGUGAAGUUUUAGAGAUCGAAGGCUCAUUUUUAUUACCAUUACCCAAUACACGGUGGUAAAAGGAAAUUGUAGACGUAGCUGCUGCAUGCUACUAAUGAAAAAAGGAUGGACGAUGAAUUCAGCAGCAUCGCAGCCUGAAGAAAAGACAAAAAAAGGAAGAAAAGAAAGAAAUCUGGUGGUGCACCACUGGAUCCUUCUGCAUCGCUUGGCAGAUGGCAGCAGGGUGAACAGGCUGUGGAUGGGGUGGGUUUUAUCUGUGCAUGUAUCUCACCAGUAUCACUUUUACUGGGUAGAUGGAUGCUGCUGAUGCCCUGCGUGGUUUUAAUCACCAACCGCAGAGCUUUCAGGUCUUGGGCUGUGCACAUCCAGUACCAGAUUUUAAAACUAUGGAUGCUUUCUCAUUCUCAUCAGUAUUGUAAUGUUUAUAGCACAAAAACAGUCGGAGCCCUCGAGGAUCCGGACUUACUGCACAUACCGGGAUUAAAGGGUCGUGUAAAUUCCGGGUCUUGGUUUAAAGAGUCGACGUCUCUCUGGAUAUUUGGAUUCUGCCCGACAUCACAGCUGGGUCUUCAAGGCAGCCAUGUUGUUUCAGCUGUUAGUGUGUCGUCUUGGUCUUUGUGGAUGGCGGUGACGCCCCCAGGUGCGUGUCCCCGGUGUUUAUGGCCUCUGGCUGGACUGAAUCUAGCAGGUGGACUCUGAUGAUGGUCCCCACUGCUGAACUGAACCAAACCAGAGACCUGAACCAGAUUUUGCUGAACCAGUUCUUCCUGCUGGACUUUUCUUCUUCUUCUUCUAUUUCUGACUCUGUGUUUUGCUUGUGUGCUUUUUGAGCCUGUGUUUGACCCGUAGUUGUAGUUCUUCGGUCACAAUAGAUUUCUGCAUGCGUGUGUUGAUGAUGAUGAUGAUGCAGAUGCAGAUUUAUGGUGCUUCUUCAGUAUAAUUUUCUUUCUUUUGUUUUAAAGGUGAGGGGCAGGGCUUAAAACCUGCCUUGUCAGUGAUGAUGCGCAUGUCACCUGAUCUCUGUACAGUUUCAUCCUCAGCUCUGAUUGGUUGAGCUCUGUUUGUUACGGAAUCGUUUUUUCUACUAUAAGGGAAUAAAAAAUAAAUAAAAAAACUUUAAGGGUUUGUAUAAAAGAACUCCAGGAUCAGUUGUUUCUACUGACUGUGUACAGUUUGCUAACAGUGUGUAAAUGUGCCUGUAAAUACCUGUCUGAGGAUGAUGAUGAUGAUGAUUCAGUCUGCAAUGGAAAUGUGCUUUUAUUGUGAAAAGGCAGGAGGCCAAACACAAUUUGUAUCAUGUAAAAAUAAAGUUAUAAUUUUAACAGUU
Oreochromis niloticus (Nile tilapia) is the source of this 9781-nucleotide messenger RNA. RefSeq names its product plexin B3 (gene plxnb3). Gene Ontology annotation, molecular function: protein binding; semaphorin receptor activity. Gene Ontology annotation, cellular component: semaphorin receptor complex; plasma membrane. The record is from RefSeq and is a predicted model, not a curated record. Bases 245 to 5923 code for a protein of 1892 amino acids. The transcript is spliced from 40 exons. Gene Ontology annotation, biological process: negative regulation of cell adhesion; regulation of GTPase activity; semaphorin-plexin signaling pathway. Lineage: Eukaryota; Metazoa; Chordata; Actinopteri; Cichliformes; Cichlidae.